Peromyscus maniculatus bairdii (prairie deer mouse) is the source of this 828-nucleotide messenger RNA. Its product is annotated as T-cell surface glycoprotein YE1/48-like. Lineage: Eukaryota; Metazoa; Chordata; Mammalia; Rodentia; Cricetidae. The record is from RefSeq and is a predicted model, not a curated record.
AUGCAAAAUGACAACUACUUAAUGGAAGAAAUGUUGAAAAAUAAGUCUAUAGAUUAUGAUGCCCUCAAACAUGAUCUGGACACACUCAACAGAACACUGAACAGAUGCUACCAGGAAACUAAAUUUGUUUUAGAUUCCAAACAGCACAGAGGCAAACGUGUUGAAGGACACUGGUUCUGCUGUGGCAUAAAAUGUUAUUAUUUCAUAAUGGACAAUAUACACUGGAAUGAAUGUGAACAGACCUGCCGGGACUGCAGCUUAUCCCUUUUGAAGAUAGAUGAUGAUGAUGAACUGAAGUUCCUUCAGCUCCAAAUUAAGCCAAACACUUACUGGAUUGGGUUAUCAUAUGACACAAGAACAAAGAAAUGGCAAUGGAGUGACGGUGGCCCAUCUAAACUUGACUUGAACACAGCGAAAUUCGAUCAUAAAACUGGAAGAUGUGCAUUUUUAUCUAGAGCAAGACUGGAUAAUGAUAUCUGUGAUCAAUUCUACCCCUGUAUCUGUGAGAAGAGACUGGAUAAUUUCGCUGAUUCAUACCGCAGCAAGAGCUAAAGACAAAAUGGAAUGUGCUGAUCCUCAUUUGUUUCCUAUAAUAAUUUGUGACUCCUUAUGAACAAGGGUUUUGAUCCCAGGACUUGGUUCUCUGUGCAAACAGAGAGAUGAGCUGGAAGAGGUUGAAAAUAUUCUCUGAAACCUGACUUGGCAUAGCAGAGGUAAUCUUUCUUCCUGGAAGACACAGAACACAUCUUCUCUGGUGCAUGAAUACCCUUUGCUACAAUCCCUGAAGAAUCUGUUCUUUCUGUUUACUUAAACACUCAUAGACCUAAA